This is a messenger RNA of Seriola aureovittata, 2106 nucleotides long. RefSeq lists its product as uncharacterized. Bases 480 to 1142 code for a protein of 220 amino acids. The transcript is spliced from 5 exons. The record is from RefSeq and is a predicted model, not a curated record. NCBI's taxonomy places the organism in Eukaryota, Metazoa, Chordata, Actinopteri, Carangiformes, Carangidae.
AGGGAACUGCGAGAGGACUGGGCUUAAAAAAAGCAGUGAACGAAUCACAGAGAUGAAACAGCCUUAACGAUGCACUUGAAUCUGACGUCUGUCACUGUUGCAAAUGCCUUAUUUUUUUUUAACAGGACCUAAAUUGAAGUGCCAUUAUCUAAGGAGGAAGCGUAAGGGUGUUUUUUGCAACCGGUUUCUCAGUGGACACGUUAACAAAAAGGAUUUGCAGUGGCUCAACUCUCUCAGUGCUUUAUGUGUAAUCCUGCUGAGAGAUAAACAGACAAGUGUGACAACAUAACCUCCUUGUCUGUGUUUAUUAUCUGACAAUGAGCCGCGCUCCCGGAACAGGCGAAGGCUAUGCGUAUUACGCACCGCAUGGAUGUUCGUCUGAAGUCGGACAGGAGGAAUUUCAGAAGAUUUAAAAAAAAAAAAAAAAAGAAUGACGUUGUGAAAACCGGUAUCAUUUCCGGGAAGGCAACGGCGGACUUAUGCUGUCUCCUCCGGUGCUGAGACGGUUGUCGGAGAGGUUUGAGGCGGACACCAUCAGAGCCGGUGGGAACUCCACCUCAACAUGGUCCGACGACCGUAAAUGGGGCAACGACACAAGCAGAGCAGCUCGCCCCUCCCCUCCUUUCCCUAUAAGAGGAAAAAAAACCCUCCGCACUCGACAUCAAUCCGCAUCUACCUCCAGGAUGGACUUGAAAUGUUUCAGCGCAGCUAAUCCAGCUGCGGAGAACGCCUCUCUACUGUACAGUCUCAAAAACGACCAUGUGAAUUAUUGGGUGAGAAACAAUCCGAACAUCCCCCUCCCCAUAUGUUCCUCCCUCACCCCGACUGACUCCACCUGCCAGGUGUGCCUCAAAGAAAAAGUAUUUGUUGCCUGCCGUAACCUGACUGACAGCAUAGGAGUUGUGAUGGAGGUCGAUGGUCUAGGAUUCCCCGUCGACUUAGAAAAGAGCGAGUGCCCAACUCUCUCAGAGGAUCUUCCACCAUGGCGGCUGCUCUUAAUCAUCAUCGUAUUCUUAAUCCUUAUCGCCAUUUGUUCGGUGCUUUGCUACAAAUACAACAAAGGCUGCAAAAGUCCAAAUGGUGAACAACCUGAGGAAUGUGAAGAAGGAGCAUCGGCCCACCUCACUGAAGGUAGCGCAUGACGACUUGAGAGAGAUCCAGAUCCAGAUCCGGAUCCGGAUCCGGCCUCGGACGUGGCUGUAGCUGAUACGGAAUUUCCUGCCCUGCAUGGAAAAACAUGGACUUUGAUCAUAGUCAUUUUGAUAUAACAUUAAUCCCACAUCUUCAUCGUCACCUAUUUGGGAAUCAUGAGUCUCACCGGUGACUCCAUCCACACUGAAGAGUCCCAUGAAAUUGAAAUCUGGAAGAAAUUAGCUUUGAUGUGGUGAACAUCACUGAAUGUCAAACUGUAGAUGCUAACUAACAGGCUGGUGACUCACUAAAUAUUGCAUAUAAUAUCUGUAACCUUGAACGCAGCCUCCUGUUGUCACCUGUUAAUUCCUUGUAGCACAAUCACGUCCAGGUGUUUCAGUAUCCUCUUCUAAUUGCCCCCCGUCGCCUCUCGAGCAGCGUCUUCGGAGCGACAGGAUCAGAAUGUAUUGUAGGACACUCCUCGAGUAGAUCGAUGUGCACCACAGAUCUGACAAAUACUGUAUGUCUCUUGUGUUGCUGGUGUUAGUAUUGGAGAACUGAAAACACAGAACGAAACCUCUCACUAUCAGUCUCUGAGAUUUCAAAUAGACAAGGAGAUCCAGACGUCACUGAGACGUCACUGAGACGUCACUGAGAUCAGACCUCUGCUUUCUGAUCUGACAGAAAUCCAACUGAUCUGACGACCCAGAGCCAGGUCACUGAUUGAUCAGACAAUUGAUCCACAGGAACUGAGGCUUCCCCUGAGGAAAAGCUCACAGUGAUUGACACGUUACCUGCUUACUGUAUUUACAUUUGGCCUUUCCCUUACCUUGAUCAAAGUGCAAAUCACAGACAGUAAACACCCAACUGUUAGUAAAUACAUUGACCAAUUACAUGAUCUGAAAAUGCAUCGUGGGAUUUCCCAUUUUCAUGUUUUCACAAAUUGACAAAUAAAAUGCUACUUUUACUUUUAAA